This is a messenger RNA of Saccostrea cuccullata (small rock oyster), 651 nucleotides long. Its product is annotated as shematrin-like protein 2. The record is from RefSeq and is a predicted model, not a curated record. The transcript is spliced from 3 exons. NCBI's taxonomy places the organism in Eukaryota, Metazoa, Mollusca, Bivalvia, Ostreida, Ostreidae. The coding region runs from base 106 to 612 and encodes 168 amino acids.
AAAAAGGUUUGGUGAUUGCGUAUAACAUCAUAACAGUUGUCUAGGAUUAAAAGUAUAAAUGCUUGAGGAAAGUUUUAUAAAAUAUAUAUUCACAGACCACUCAAGAUGCGUUCCUCAGCUGUCUCUCUCGCUGCCCUUCUGGUUCUCGGCGUCGCACUUGUCCGCGCCGAUUACGGAUAUUCCAGUGGCGGAUCAUACGAUCAAUCAGGAUACUCAUCCGGAUACACAAGUGGAUACGACCAGACCGGAUACGUUGCCGGAUAUGCCGGAGGUAUUGGUGGAUAUGAUGCUGGAUAUGCCGGAGGAAUGGGCGGAUAUGAUACAGGAUAUGGCGGAUACAGCACAGGAAUGAGUGGAUACGGACACAAAUUAUCCGGAUACGGAUCAAGCGGACAUGGAUACGGACACAAGAAAUCAAAGACCGUUUACGUGCCAUAUGCUGUCCCCACACCAGUUGCCGCCCCUGUCCAGCCAGCUCCCCUCCCCAUUGGUUUGGGUCUGGGUCUAGAGGAUAACAAUGACCAAGGAGUUUUCGGAGGAAACGGUGCUCUUUUGGCUUUGUUGGCCCUAUCUCCUUUCCUUUUGAACGGAAAUCUUAACCUCUCCGGUUAAAUACAGAAACCAAGUUAUUCCCCCUCUCCAAUUUUACAG